This is a messenger RNA of Anopheles nili, 1533 nucleotides long. RefSeq names its product cytochrome P450 4g15-like. The record is from RefSeq and is a predicted model, not a curated record. The transcript has 4 exons. Lineage: Eukaryota; Metazoa; Arthropoda; Insecta; Diptera; Culicidae. Gene Ontology annotation, molecular function: oxidoreductase activity, acting on paired donors, with incorporation or reduction of molecular oxygen; monooxygenase activity; heme binding. Bases 1 to 1533 code for a protein of 510 amino acids.
AUGAUCUUGUCAGUGGCCUUCGUGGCUACGGUUAUCCUGUUGGUCGCGUGUUGGGCCCUUUGUCGAUUGAAACGCUGGAAACACUACAAAGCUUCGGCUGAGCUGGAUGGUCCUCGUGAUUUUCCGCUCAUCGGCAGCGCGCAUCUGUUCUUUGGCAAGAGCACUGAGGAGCAGUUGCGGUGUGUUAUCGAUAUCAGCAACACCUACCAGUCACCUUGCCGUAUCUGGCUCGGACCGAAGCUGUUCGUGUUCAUCGACAAUGCGGACGAUCUGCAGACGGUGCUGAAUUCGCCGCACUGCCUCGAGAAGGCGGACGUGUAUCGGUUUUUCCAGUGUGAGACUGGGUUGUUCUCUGCACCGGCUAGCGUGUGGCGUGUGCAUCGGAAACAUCUGAAUCCGUGCUUCAACGCAAAAAUAUUGGCCAGUUUUGUGACGAUUUUUAAUGACAAAAGUGCAACGCUUGUGGGGCAGCUACGAUCGCGCGUGAACGAUCGGGCGCUGUUCAACGUGUACGAGAACAUUGCCAAAUGCACUCUGGAUAUGGUUUGUGCUACGACACUCGGGACUGACAUGAACCUACAGAACGAGGAAGGAGACGAGUAUAUCGCCGCCAUCGAAAGAGCGUCGGAGUUGUUGAACCACCGUUUAUACAAAGUUUGGCUGCAUCCAGAAUGGAUCUACCGACUGACGCCAUACUACAAAGUGCAACAGCAGUGUUACGCGACCGCGUACAAGAUGUCCCGGAAGGUGUUGGCUCUAAAGAGCGACGAGCUGGCGGAUAUCAGAAUGCGACUCAAAAACGGGAAGACACCAUCGAACACCACCGGGAAGGAUACGACGGAUGACCUCCGAAAGCCUCAGAUCUACAUCGAUCAGCUAUUCCGUUUGGCGAAAGAAACGGACGUGUUUGAUGAGCAAGCGAUUCGCGAUGAGAUCGACACGAUCAUCCUUGGAGGCAACGAAACAUCCGCUCUUACACUGUCACACGUCGUGCUGAUGCUGGCCAUCCACGAACGUGUACAGCAGAAAGUUUACGACGAAAUGGUGGACGUACUUGGAGCGAACUUCACGUCCGUGGAGCUCGAGCAUCUCCCGCAGCUGACAUACAUGGAGAUGGUGCUGCGAGAAACGAUGCGCCUUUUCCCGGUUGGACCUGUGAUCGCACGCCAAUGCACGGACGACGUUAAGAUUUCUAGAACGACACUCCCGAAAGGCGUGACGGUUGUCCUCGGGAUCUUCAACGUGCAGCGCAGCACCAACCACUGGGGACCAGCGGCUGAUGUCUUCGAUCCAGACAACUUCCUACAGGAACGUGUCGCUCAACGCCACGCGUACUGCUUUCUUCCGUUCAGUGCCGGCCCGCGCAACUGCAUCGGCUACAAGUACGGCCUGAUGUCGAUGAAGGUGAUGCUGUGCCAUUUGCUCGCGACGUACCGGUUCUCGACGGACCUCACGAUGGCCGAGCUGACGCUAAAGCUGGACAUAACGCUCAAGAUCGCAAACAAGCACCUGGUGCGAAUCACCGAGCGCUAG